This is a messenger RNA of Cladocopium goreaui, 4176 nucleotides long. Lineage: Eukaryota; Dinophyceae; Suessiales; Symbiodiniaceae. The record is from the annotation of a GenBank genome assembly.
AUGGUCACGGGGACAGACACUCCCCCGACAAACAUGGAGUGGGUAGUCCUGUGCGGGACAAAUGGUGCCCCAAGAGUGUAUUUGGGAGUACGCGGCGACGAUCUCCAAAACAUCGCAACGGCACAGGCUGAACCAUUGAGCCAGGACAACACUCUUGUGAUCAAUACAGGACAGCAUCAUCAAGAAACGUCUGCUUUUGCAUGCAUGGAGGUCAUUACAUGGAAUCGGGCACUAUCACAUGAGGAGAUGGUGACAGCUGUUAAGUACCUACAAUGGAAACUGCGAGCUGGUGCCAUGUUGGAACCAGCCGAGCGGUUGGCCAGGUGGGUCGAUAACAAUUUCGAAGCAAAAGGCCAUGAGUCCCUGGACGGUGUGCAGGAUCAAACUUUCCACAUGACCUUGUACAAUGGCUACACAGCUGCUCUAAGCGGAUGGACACACACGAGAGACUAUGCGUAUGGAUUCCUCAGAAACAUUAAUGGCAAGGCCACUGCAGUUGUAAGUGGAUUGGUGCCAGCAGCCCAGUACUUGUACACGAUCUACUCCUCGGAUCGCAUUGGGUCGCACUACCAUCAGGAUAACUUGGUGUCGGUGAAUCACGGGGUAGAGGCUACCGUCACGCAAGAUGGCUAUUUUAUGGCCCAGAUGAACGGCGUCGCCACGGCAAACCCCCGUGGCGAAAUCACUUUCGAGUUUGACCGCGUGGGCCGCGGACACGUCCAGCUAACGGGCAUUGCCAUUGCAGCUGUGGCCGGGCCAUUUUCACUUCUCCAAGCUUCCACGUCCAAUGAAGGAACUCAUGUCUCGGCACAAAGUGCAUUCGAGGUGGGUUUUGCUUUCUUACACCUCUACCAGCAAUGUGAUGCAGUGCUUUUGCUGGGAGGUAUGGGAGUUCAGAGCUGUGGUCGCCCAACACAUCGAAGUAUAGAUUCGCACACCUGGAAGCACAAGAAAAACCUCCCGAGCUCUUUCAAGCAUGGCUCCGUUUUGUUGGCCUCAUGCUGGGCAGAGCGAUAUCGUUUAGUCCGUGGAAGCAGCGUUGUACACGAAGAAAAAUUGCAAUGUGUCAGUGGCCAAUGGUACAACAGUUUGGAGAAACCAAGUCUGCAAGGUUUGUUCUGUGAGCCUUGCGUGCACGUGGGUGCUCGAGGCUAUGCGGCUUACCAUACCCGCAAUGAGCAGGAGCUGUACUUUUUCAACCGCAUGGCUUUGAGUGUGUACACCGAGCUCGGCAUGAUCACUGAACUCAGUGCAGUAGCCAAGCACAAGCAUUGCUUACAGCCAUCGGAGGUAGAUGCGGCAGAAAUGACGGUUGUCGCCAGCGCUGGUUGUUCCGCCAAUUUGCUCGCACAAGUCAACUCCUUGUCAACGCCUACCAACAGACACUUGCGAAUUAUCCCCAGUGAUAUGACUUUCUCUGGGAAUGGUGAAUGUUUGAGCGCCAGGGGGUCUUCUCUACCAGGUCUCAUCCAUCAUCAAUGCAACCAGACGGACGAGAAGCAACUGCUUUCGCCGGCUGAAAUUCCUUCGGACAUUUGGGCUUUGCAUGUCAAGGCGGAUGAACGGAGUCAUGACUUUCACAAAGCUUAUUCCUCCUACUGUGGCACCAGUGGAGCCUUGACCAACUUGGAUUUUGGUCAGAUCUUUGUUGGUGACGCAAAUCACAUCACCACCAAAUGCAAGUUUGCUCCUUUGGUGAACUUCGGCAGCUUUGUUGACACAGAAAUUGUCCGAGACAAGACUUCCAGCAACUGGCCGAAUUGGUACAAAAUGCUUGCUGACAAUCCCGUGGAAUGUGAAUCUGGCGAAGCCCUUACCGCCUUCAAACUGGACUCGGGAAAACAGAAGUACAAGUUCGAAUGCAGUAAGAUUGGUGGCUUGGGCUCUUGCUUUGACUACUACAGCGCACAGGUUGAGGUGCCACAUUUCCACGAGGCGAAGGCCUACUGGGAGAAACCAAUGCGCAUGCUCCAAGCAAAUUGUGGAGAAAACUCUGUGCUCGGCGGCUUUCACUUUGAGUUUUCUGAAGGUGGCAGAUGGCAGCGUAUCCGCUACAAGUGCUGCAAAGCAGGUGGUGCUCCGGUCACUAUGGAUCCGCGUGGCCAGGUGCCGGACUUGGUGAGCCCUUUUGACGGCGUGUUCUGUCCAAGUCAGCUUGAUGCAUCGGGGCGCUUCAAGUAUCAAAGCGCAGAUCGCGUCCUGGCCUUUGACAGAGAUGUGGGGAAGUGGUGUCUUGGAUCGUCCUGCUCCAAGAUCACAAAUCAGGCUUCACCGUUAGAAGUUCCAGGGGCUGACUUUGAUGUGGUCAACGUCAGCGAUUUUGAUGGAGAAUUCUUGGCUGCUGGUGUUCCCAACGAAGCCGGCGCAAAACCCUUAUCCGUCGAAGAUGCGCUGAUGCUGAAACCGCCAAGACGCCCACAGCAGCCCUGGAUGCCAGAGCUGGAAGAAUUCAAAGCCGAACAGCCCAAGUAUGCCAGCGAAUGUCUGAAUUACGAGAACUUGUGGAAGGAAGUGUCAGAGACUUUCACCAACGAAGAAGACGAGGAAGUGAUGACCAUUUCCAAACUGGAAGCUGAACCAGCGACAAAAGAGGCUACCAUUCCAGACUAUCAUCCAUGCGAAGUGGCCAAAAAUGCUGGUGGGAUCUUCAGUCCAUAUGGUGGAGGCGAUGGUUCAACGGCGCCAGAGAAUAUGAUGUACAGUGAUUGGAACGACUGUAUGCAGGGUGACAUCGAACGAGAUUUGGCUUCUGCGACUGCUGGCUACCACGGCGCACUUUCAGGGUUUAUAAUGGACAUGGUUGAAGAGGGCCUGGGCGCUGUUUGCAGUGCUAUCCCUGACGUGAUGAUUGCUCCCUUUGGUGCAGGCGUAGCCUUGAAUCCCGGAGAGAUUUGCGGUCAGGUCGCUGAGCUUGUUGGUGCCAUCAAGACGUUUGCGGGGCCGGCGAGUGAGUUCCAUUUUGCUAAGAAGGAAUAUGACAUUGAGAAGGAAGGGUAUGCUGCUUGCAAUCCGCUGCAAAUUGGCUUCGCGCGGGCCUUCUGCGACAUUCACUGCGUGCGUGAUGCGGUGAUUCGGGGCGACCGAUCCAUCAUCCGCAACCUUGAGCUGGCCACGAAGAAAACCAACAGCAAUUUGCAGAAGAUGGUGAAAUGGUCAGUGGAUGCGGCGCGUACAGAGACGGGAUGGCUGGCAGACAAAUUGGACUACAUGCAUGCCAUCAACUUCGCAUUCCUCUCGGACAUCAGAGACAAGUUGACCCCCGAGACCGGACUCCAAGAGGUGAAGAAAACCACCGAGCGCAUGUUCGAUGAGAUGCAGGGCUAUGCCGAAGCCGCGUCAUUCGAUGAGUUGUCUCGGCUCACUGCGAAAGAUGCCCUGGAGAAUUUCCUGCACGGCGCUGAGGCGUUUGAGAGGUUGAAUGCCACGGAGGCAGCCAACGCCACGUCGUUGCUUCCGGCCACGUCGUUGCUGAAGGACUUGGAUGCUUUGCACCAGACCCUCCGGCGAGCGUCUCGAGGGCGCAGCCGCUCAGAGAUACUAAGCCGACAAAUGGAGCAACAGGUGACGCGCCUGCAGCAGAUGGCGAGAAAGCAGUUAAAUACCUUGGGUGUGUACAGGCUGGAGAGCAACGCCAGUGCAACCCAUCGACGUCACCUGGCAACCAUGGUGGAAACCGCAUCUCUUGACAGGAUCUGGUGGCAGUUCCGGGUGAAACUUGAUGCUUACCUGGACAUUGCAGAGGCGGAGGUGAAGUCUUUCCAGAAAUCCUUGGAAGAGCUGGCGAGCUACAAUGAAUGCAAGUCAGUGUUCUCGAGCCUCAUGUCCACUUAUACCAAGAGUAUGAGACUUAUGUCUCGCAGCCAUCGGCAGCUACGAUCCACCUGGCGUGAGGCCUCUGGACUUUUGGGAGAGUUGGCGUCGGUGGUGGUGGACACUGAUGCCUUCGGAAACUUCAUCCGUGACCAAGGGGCAGUGGGCUGCAGCAAGACCGGCCGCAUGGAGGAAACCAUGAAGCAGGUCCGCUCUGCCUUGUUCGGGAUGGCAUUUUUGCACCAUCGCUUCCGCGCAGCCCAACUGCCUACACCUCGUACAGACACCGUCGCAACGGCAGCCAAGCGGUUGGAAGAUGCUUAUAGCGCUGCCAUUGCUGAGCAUUGCAAAAGCAUUGCCAAUUGA